Molecule: messenger RNA, 637 nt
Organism: Rhinichthys klamathensis goyatoka
Lineage: Eukaryota; Metazoa; Chordata; Actinopteri; Cypriniformes; Leuciscidae
Gene: chtf8
Product: CTF8, chromosome transmission fidelity factor 8 homolog (S. cerevisiae)
Exons: 4
Coding region: 94-468 (124 amino acids)
Biological process (GO): mitotic sister chromatid cohesion
Cellular component (GO): Ctf18 RFC-like complex
Source: RefSeq, a predicted model, not a curated record
GUGUCAGUGGACAACUACGGACCUGACAAAUGAGAAGGUCUACAAAACAGGAAGAAUUGUGUGAUUUGUGAAUUCUGAGGAAUCAGAUACAGAAUGGUUCAAAUAGUCAUUUCAAGUAAUGCUGCCGAAGGUCCAGCCGAAUGGCUGCUGGUGGAGCUGCAAGGAGAAAUGAUGUCCAGACAAAAUACGGGACUAGCAGGAAAUCUGAUGGGGGACCUGCACUACACUAAAGAGGGAUUACCAGUCCUUAUAGUCGGACAUCACAUCCUCUAUGGAAAACAGGUCAAACUGGAGAAGCCCUUUGCUGUUCUGAUGAAACACUCUGGACUUCCUCGGAAUACAGAAGAAACUAUGGAAACCAACCAAGAGAAACCAACAUCUUACACCGUCUCCGCCCUCAUCAAAAAGAAGCUUAUCUUUAAAACUCGACCUAAACCUAUUAUCACUAAUGUGCCGAAGAAAGUAUAACUUAUGUCCAGAUAUCAGAGACUUAACUGAUCAGCACAAUAUUCUAGAUUUGUAACCAUAUGUUGUUUGGAAUAGUGGAUUAGUAUUUUAGUGCAUUUAUUGUUUACAUACAUUGUUGUAUUUUUGUGUGUUUAUUGACAAUAAUGAUGAACAAAUAUAAAUGUUGUAA